This is a messenger RNA of Guyanagaster necrorhizus, 2865 nucleotides long. RefSeq names its product alpha-glucosidase. The coding region runs from base 1 to 2865 and encodes 954 amino acids. Gene Ontology annotation, cellular component: glucosidase II complex. The transcript has 6 exons. Lineage: Eukaryota; Fungi; Basidiomycota; Agaricomycetes; Agaricales; Physalacriaceae. Gene Ontology annotation, molecular function: alpha-glucosidase activity; carbohydrate binding. Gene Ontology annotation, biological process: N-glycan processing; carbohydrate metabolic process. The record is from RefSeq and is a predicted model, not a curated record.
AUGCGCGCUUCCGUGCUCUUUGGGGCUCUAUUCUUCGCCAUUCUAGCCCCCGACGCCCUCUCAGUAAAAACCAAUGAUUGGAAAACAUGUUCCCAGUCUGGGUUCUGUCGACGAGGUCGCGCUCUUUCUGCUCGUGCAAAGGACGCCACAUCGACCUGGAAAUCUCCUUACUCUGUCGAUCCGUCGUCGGUCUCUAUAUCGCCCGGCGAAGCAGUGGUUACUGCUGCAGUCAAAUCAUCAUUAUACCCUGAAAUCAAGUUCGAACUGGAAGUGCGAGUACAUGAAGAUGGCGUUGUACGAGUACGGAUGGAUGAGAAAGAUGGUCUACGAAAAAGAUACGAUGAGGCCGCAUCGUGGGCAUUAGCAGCGGAGCCCGUGGUCAGCAAAGUUGUUCAGUGGGCGGCGGGGAAGAAGGAUGUACGCGCUGUAUACGGUGAUCUGUCUGUGGUCAUUGCAUACGAGCCCCUGCGCGUGACAUUGCUACGGAAGGGGAGAGAACAGGUCAUUUUGAACGGACAAGGUCUUUUGCACAUGGAGCAUUUCCGUAACAAGGAAUCUCCUCCCGAUGUGCAGGCAGAUGAGGCCAGCGAGGAGUCUCAAGUCCCCAUAAAAGCAGGGAAUCCUCGUGCAUGGUUUGAGGGUGAAGAAGAGGAUACAUUUUGGGACGAGAAGUUUAAUUCUUGGACGGAUUCCAAGCCGAAAGGUCCUGAAUCCCUUUCUCUGGACAUCACGUUUCCUAACCAUGGGACUGUGUAUGGUGUUCCCCAGCAUGCUACUCGUCUGGCAUUACCUAGUACCACAGGAGAUGACGCGACUUUUAGCGAUCCAUAUCGACUGUACAAUGCCGACGUGUUUGAAUACCUCGCUUCGUCCACCAUGUCCCUAUACGGCUCCAUUCCUGUCAUGCAUGCACACUCUACGGACUCGACCGUUGCUAUCUUUCACGCUGUUGCGUCCGAAACUUGGAUUGACGUUCACCAUCCCACCUCUCAGUCUUCGCACUCCCACUGGAUAUCCGAAUCUGGUAUUAUGGACGUGUUUCUCCUUCCGGGACCUACCCCCAAAGAUGUAUUCGCUCAGUACGCUCGUCUUACUGGUUAUACACCAUUACCUGCGCAUUGGAGUCUUGGAUACCACCAAUGCAGAUGGAACUACGUGAGCACUGACGACGUUCGCAUAGUGCAGAAGCGGUUCGACGAGGAGGAUAUGCCUGUUGACGUCUUCUGGCUCGAUAUCGAGUACGCAGAGGAACACAAGUACUUCAUCUGGGACCAGAAGACUUUCCCAGACCCAAUUGAAAUGACGAAUGACGUAGCCGCAGUGGCGAGGAAGAUGGUCGUCAUCAUUGAUCCUCAUUUGAAACGUACCUCCAACUAUCCAGUUUAUCAAGAAGCGUCUGAUUUGGGAAUCCUUGUGAAGCCGAAGAGUGGUGAGGGUGAAUACGAGGGUUGGUGUUGGUCAGGUAGCAGUUCCUGGAUUGAUAUGUUCAACCCCGCAUCUUGGGACUGGUGGAAAUCUAUUUUCAAGUUCCAAAGGGAGAAUGGGUGGUCAUGGACUAACAGCACAGAUGCUGUCCAUAUCUGGAAUGACAUGAAUGAGCCAUCGGUCUUUAAUGGACCGGAAAUCACAAUGCCGAAAGAUAACAUUCAUUACGGGGGAUGGGAGCAUCGCGAUAUCCACAACAUUAAUGGAAUGCUUUUCCAUAAUCUUACUUCUCAAGCUGUUGCGGAACGCACCACACCUCACAAGCGACCUUUCGUUUUGACGCGUUCAUUCUAUGCUGGCUCUCAACGCUUUGGUGCUACAUGGACAGGUGACAAUCUUGGUACUUGGGACCACAUGACGGCCGGCGUACAAAUGGUCCUUGCUAACGGCAUAGCUGGGAUGACCUUUGCCGGGUCCGACGUUGGCGGAUUCUUCGGGAAUCCAGAUAUGGAGAUGCUCGUUCGGUGGUAUCAAGUCGGCAUAUUUUCACCCUUCUUCCGAGCGCAUGCGCAUAUUGACACGAAGAGACGAGAGCCAUUCCUUCUUGAUGAGCCUCACAAAGGAAUGAUAAAGGAUAUCCUACGUCUUCGUUACUCGAUGUUGCCUGUUUGGUACACCGUGUUCUGGGAAUCUUCAAGGACGGGCGUGCCAGUUCUAAGGCAUGGACCGCACUAUGUGAUGUUCCCCAAGGACAAGGAAGGUUUCGAGAUCGAUGAUCAGUUCUUCGUUGGCUCCUCCGGAUUACUCGUCAAGCCUGUUACGAAAAAAGACAUUACGGAAACGACGGUGUACCUUGCCGAAGACCAGGUGUAUUACAACUACUUCACCGAAGCUCCUUCAUACGGCUCCUCCAAAGGCAAACAGAUAACCGUCCCCCUUGAGCUGUCUACUAUUCCGCUAUACAUUCGUGGUGGUUCCAUCAUUCCCACGCGUGAGCGGCCUCGCCGAUCCAGCCCGUUAAUGGCCUACGAUCCAUUCACCCUACGCGUAGCUUUAGACAAAACGGGUUUCUCUGCUAAAGGAGACUUGUACCUCGACGACGGUGAUGGGUUGGCCUACCAGGACGGCGAUUACGUGUGGAGAGAGUUUAUCGCUGAGAAGAACGGGAAGAAGGGGGUGAAGUUGGCUAAUAAGAAUCUGUCUGCUGAGCGAGAAGGAGAAUACGAGGAGAGCAUUAAAGAUGUGAGGGUGGAGAAGGUUAGUAUUCUUGGGCUAGCGAAUGAGCCGAAGGAGGUGAGGGUUGUGGGGAGGGAGGAGCCACUGGCGUGGAUGUACAAAACCGUUGCGGCUGACAAGGGUAAGAAGGCGGUAGGAGUGUUAGUCAUCAAGGAUCCGGCUGUGCUUAUCACGAAGGAUUGGGAGAUCAUUGUAGAUGUUUGA